AAUAUCGAUGCAUCGUUUGCAUCCCUAUUUCCUACAAAAUUUCGCGGAUAGCGUGCGCUUUUUAUGUUCAUUGUGUUUAUCUCAUAUAAUUAAUUAAGAUAACCUAAUAAAAAUAUGUCUUUAUUUGUACUGGACUCUACAGGUGACACAAAUUUGUUAGAACGCGAAUCCCACGGCACAGCUGCGGUUGAGAACAAAUUGUGGCGAACGUUGGAAGAAACCACCAGACAAAGCCAACUCGAGGUUAUAAAAUGCACGGCAUUAUCUGAUGAAAGCAGAGAUAAUGAAGAUGAUGAAGAUUAUUUUGGUUUGCCACCACCCAACGUGGACAUUUCACAAAUAAUACGGGAGGAGCUUCCGAAGCUAACAUCACCCAAAACUAAACUCGAGGAAGAGUUAGAUAAACUAACGGAAAAGAUAGAUGCAACAAUACUAAGAAUGGCGGAACAUCCUAAGAAAAAUUCUAAAACAAAUUGUAAAACCAUGGAUUUCUCCGAUUAUAACCCAGCAACCGGCAAAUUUGAUGUGGAGCACCAAGUAAAAACAGAUGUUGGGAAGGAAAUGGCAAAAUCGCAGUUGGUGGACGGUUUUGGUAGACUUAAAGAGCUUCCAUUUUUUAAUAAAAAGAAGCUUCGCGAUAUCAAAAGGAUUGAACGUUCCAAGACUAAAGGGCCUGGAUGGUAUAAUUUGCCUGCCACAGAGCAAACGGAAGAAACCACAAAUGAGCUAAAAAUUCUACAAAUGCGUUCUGUCCUAGAUCCAAAACACUUUUACAAGAAAAACGAUCUUAAAGUUCUGCCUAAAUAUUUCCAAAUCGGCACUGUACAACAUUCGCCUUUGGAUUACUAUAGUGAACGUGGCACGCGCCACAAAAAACGUUCAUUGGUGGAUGACUUGCUAGAAGAUGAUACUGCUAAAAAUUAUACAAAACGAAAAUUUAAGGAAGUGAUUGUUCGUCGUGAAAAAUACGCACAUCGAAAAGCUAUGCAAAAAAUGAAAAAACAGAAGAAAAAUAAGUCGUAGGUUAUGCUUAUGAGUUUAAUUUUUUUAAUUAAGUAGAAAUAAUUAUGUAAAUAAAUAAAAGUA
This is a messenger RNA of Rhagoletis zephyria (snowberry fruit fly), 1086 nucleotides long. RefSeq names its product deoxynucleotidyltransferase terminal-interacting protein 2. Gene Ontology annotation, cellular component: nucleolus. The record is from RefSeq and is a predicted model, not a curated record. Gene Ontology annotation, biological process: RNA processing. NCBI's taxonomy places the organism in Eukaryota, Metazoa, Arthropoda, Insecta, Diptera, Tephritidae. Gene Ontology annotation, molecular function: RNA binding.